GAAAAUUAAAGAAAAAUACACACAAAAAAAAGAAUUGAAAAAAAGAACACUUCACAGUUCACAGAACUACGCAAGGUUUAGACUCGAGCGCUGAGAGACACACAUAGAGAGAGAUACGCAUCGUCGGUUAUUGCAGCGUCGUGAGGUACCGGCGGCGAACAAUUUCCGAUUACUGCAUUCAUUCACUCGAUAAGAUUUGAUGGCGUCAAAGUUGCAGCAAUUGACGUCCAAGGCAUGUCAGGCAUCACAAUUUAUAGCGAAGCAUGGAACUUCUUACCACAAGCAGCUGUUGGAGCAGAACAAGCAAUACAUUCAGGAUCCUCCUACAAUAGAGAAAUGCAAUCUUCUGGCCAAGCAAUUAUUUUACACUCGCCUUGCUAGUAUUCCAGGUCGUUAUGAGUCCUUUCAUAAGGAACUUGAUUAUGCCAAGCAAUUCUGGAAGAACAGGAAAGACUUAAAGGUUGAAGAUGCAGGUAUUGCUGUUUUGUUUGGCCUGGAAUGCUUUGCAUGGUUUUGUGCUGGCGAGAUUGUUGGAAGAGGAUUUACUUUCACAGGUUACUAUGUCUAACAGUAAUCAUUUUACAAUGUAAUGAUUUAGCGGGGCUCUAUACUCUCCUAAAUCCAGGAGUAAUGUCAUUUAUAGCAUUAUGUUGAUGUUAAUUUUGGGCAUUCUACAAGCAAUUUGUCAUUCUUUUUCUGAGGGAAAAAAGGUUGCAAAACUAGUGGUUAAUAAGCCUCGGUAACCUCUUGUAUUUGAAGCGGAUGAACUAUGUGUUGUUCUCUUAUCAUGUUAGAAAGCUAGCAGCGGCAACCGACCAUAAUCAUUUUCCAUGUUUUUAGACUGAGAAUAAAUUGUUCAAUUUCUGUA
Messenger RNA from Lathyrus oleraceus (garden pea), 868 nucleotides. RefSeq lists its product as uncharacterized. Gene Ontology annotation, biological process: proton motive force-driven ATP synthesis. The transcript has 3 exons. Lineage: Eukaryota; Viridiplantae; Streptophyta; Magnoliopsida; Fabales; Fabaceae. The coding region runs from base 200 to 568 and encodes 122 amino acids. The record is from RefSeq and is a predicted model, not a curated record. Gene Ontology annotation, molecular function: proton transmembrane transporter activity.